AUGGUCCAACUCACCACACUCGCCGCUCUCGCAGCCGCUUGCGUCGCCCCUGCCUUCGCCCACCCGGGAGAGAAACACGACCCAGCCAAGAUCAAGCGCGAGAUCGUCGCUCGUGAGCAUUGGGCUCAUGUGGGAAAGAGGUCUCUGGAUGCUUGCUCCAAUACCGAGUCUGCACGUCGGUUUGCGGCCAGGAAUAAGGAGCGUCGUGCACGGGUUGCCAGGGAGUUGAGAGAAAAGAGGGGGAUUACAGCCCCCUCCCAAAAACUCCGCCGCGCAACGGAGCUCGAACGCCGCAACGCCACCGAUCUCGCCAAAUGGGAAGCCAUCGACCACAACCGCACGGGCAUCUACGACUACGACGCCAACACCCCCGAGAGCGAUGUCUUCGACGCCGUGACCAGCCCCAUCUUCGCCCCUUCAAUCACAGAUGGCCCGUACUACGUCUGGGGCGAGAUGAUCCGCUCGGAUGUCGUGGAGGACGAGUACUCCGAGGGCGUGCCGCUUCACCUUGAGGUCCAGUACUAUGACAUCGAGACCUGCGAGCCGAUUCCGGAUGUGUAUGUCGAUAUCUGGAAUGCGAAUGCUACGGGGGUGUACAGCGGCAUCUCCGUCUCAGGCAACUACGCCGCCGACGGCUACAACAGCACCUACCUGCGCGGGAUCCAAUCCACCGACUCCACCGGCGUCGCCACCUUCGACACAAUCUUCCCCGGCCACUACGACGGCCGCGCCACGCACACGCACCUCCUCGCCCACAUGAACGUGACCACGCUCCCCAACAACACCCUCCUCGUCGACACCGGCACUGUGACACACAUCGGCCAGCUCUUCUGGAACGAAGUCCUGCGCACCGCCGUCGAAGCCACCUCCCCUUACGACUCCAACACCCAAGCCGUGACGUCCAACGCGGAGGACUUGUGGAGCGUCCUCCAGGCCUCGAGCGAUUACGACCCGUUCCCGGAGUUUCUGUACCUCGGGGAUAUGAUCGAGGAUGGGAUUUUCGCCUGGAAGCAGAUCGGCCUCAACACGUCGGCGGAUUGGACGGAUGAUAGCUACUACAGCAUUGCCGCGUAUCUGCAGGCCGAUGGCGGGCAUGCGAACGCGGAUUCGGCGUUUGGGGGUGGGAGUGGUGGGGAGGGGAAUGGGACGAUGUCUGGGGUGCCGAGUGGGACGGCGGCGCCGGGGGCGUUGUCGACGAGUGCUUGA
Molecule: messenger RNA, 1206 nt
Organism: Zasmidium cellare ATCC 36951
Lineage: Eukaryota; Fungi; Ascomycota; Dothideomycetes; Mycosphaerellales; Mycosphaerellaceae
Exons: 3
Coding region: 1-1206 (401 amino acids)
Molecular function (GO): oxidoreductase activity, acting on single donors with incorporation of molecular oxygen, incorporation of two atoms of oxygen; ferric iron binding
Source: RefSeq, a predicted model, not a curated record